AUGUCAGCCCCAGGAGACCACCAGCUCUACAGGCCAGUAGUCACUGGCCUUGGGAGGAGCCUGGAAGUGGGCCGGGAGGUCCGGGCGCCCUUGGGCCCACUUCCUGAAGCCAGGGUUUCUCUCUCGGUGUCUGGAGCUAUAACUGGGGGUGGCGGCGUGCGGAGGGGGCAGGAGCAGUUCCUCCGCGGACGAGGCCAUCCCAAUGUGGAGGGGCCCGGAGAACCCCUGGGCGAGGGUAGUCCGGAGGUUUCCGAGGUUGGAGGUGCCCGGCUCACUGCGAUGGGGCGCUGGGCCCCCGGGGCGCCGAGCCGCACUCACGAUCCUGCUCUGUUGCAGAAGUGUCUGCGCCUGGACCCCGACGCGCCCGUGUGGGCCUCUAAGCAGCGCGUGCUGUGCACCCUCAACCACAGCCUGCAGGACGCGCUCAACUACGGGCUCUUCCAGCCGCCCUCCCAGGGCCGCGCCGGCAAGUUCCUGGAUGAAGAGCGGCUCUUGCGGGAGUACCCGCCCAACCUGGACACGCCCCUGCCCUACCUGGAGUUCCGGUACAAACGCCGUGUCUACGCACAGAAUCUCAUUGACGAUAAGCAGUUUGCAAAGCUCCACACGAAGGCCAACCUGAAGAAGUUCAUGGACUACGUGCAGCUGCAUAGCACGGAUAAGGUAGCCCGCCUGCUGGACAAGGGGCUGGACCCCAACUUCCAUGACCCCGACUCAGGAGAGUGUCCCCUGAGCCUUGCUGCCCAGUUGGAGAAUGCCACAGAUUUGCUGAAGGUGCUGAGGAAUGGCGGUGCCCACCUGGACUUCCGCACCCGGGAUGGGCUGACAGCAAUCCACUGUGCCACACGACAGCGGAAUGCAGCGGCCCUGACGACUCUGCUGGACCUUGGAGCAUCUCCUGACUACAAGGAUAGCCGUGGCCUGACACCAUUGUACCACAGUGCCCUGGGGGGCGGGGAUGCCCUCUGCUGUGAACUGCUCCUCCAUGACCAUGCCCAGCUUGGGGCCACGGAUGAGAACGGCUGGCAAGAGAUCCACCAGGCCUGCCGCUUUGGCCAUGUCCAACAUCUGGAACACCUGCUGUUCUAUGGAGCUGACAUGGGAGCUCAGAAUGCUUCAGGCAACACGGCCCUGCACAUCUGUGCUCUCUACAACCAAGAGAGCUGUGCCCGUGUCCUUCUCUUCCGUGGUGCCAAUAAGGAUGUUCGCAAUUACAACAGCCAGACAGCCUUCCAGGUUGCCAUCAUCGCUGGGAACUUUGAGCUCGCUGAGGUCAUCAAGACCCACAAAGACUCGGAUGUUGUGCCAUUCAGGGAAACCCCCAGCUAUGCGAAGCGGCGCCGGCUAGCCGGCCCCAGUGGCCUAGCAUCCCCACGACCUCUACAGCGCUCAGCCAGCGACAUCAACCUGAAAAGAGAGGGGCAGCCGGCAUCCUCCCCUGGACCCUCACUUCGAAGCCUCCCUCACCAGCUGCUGCUCCAGCGGCUGCAGGAAGAGAAAGACCGGGACCGGGGUGCUGAGAAGGAUGUUGGUGGACACAUGGCCAGGGGCACCAUCAGGCGGUGGGAUUUCCUGAUGGAGACUGACCAGGCCCGGCAGCAAACCCUGUGCUGGGACCCGGCAGCCUCCAGCAGGACCUUCUGUGAGGAAGGCGACAAGGUGGUGGCAUUAGGCGGCCCGGGCUGGUGCCGCUCUCCUGCGCCCCCUGUCGGCGGAGCCUGCCAGGAGCGGCUGGGCCAGAAGGGCCCGGAGCGAGCGGGAUUUCAACACCGACCUGGCCGCUCGCUGACCACCUCCCUUAUAUACUGCGGUCACCCUAUCACGUGCCUGGCCCUCGCAGGUCGCAGGGGCAGGGCGCGACGAGGCCCCGAGCAGAGGGGCGGGGCAAUGGGAGGGACCGAGGGGCCCAGCGGACAGAGGGGCCGGAGGGGCCGGGCCUCGCCGCCGCCCGCAGAGGGAGGAGCCCCAGCGGCCGCGGGAGGCGGGGCGCUAGCCGAGCGGCAUGGAGCGAGCCUGCUUUACAGCGCCGUCCCCGGCCGCAAGUUCAUCGCGGUGAAGGCGCACACCCCGCAGGGCGAAGGCGAGAUCCCGUUGCACCGCGGCGAGGCCGUGAAGGUGCUCAGCAUCGGGGAGGGCGGUUUCUGGGAGGGGACCGUGAAAGGCCGCACAGGCUGGUUCCCGGCUGACUGCGUGGAGGAGGUGCAGAUGAGACAGUACGACACAAGGCAUGAAACUCGAGAGGAUCGUACCAAGAGACUUUUCCGCCACUACACGGUGGGCUCCUACGACAGCCUCACCUCCCACAGUGAUUACAUCAUCGAGGACAAAGUGGCUGUGCUGCAGAAACGGGAUCACGAGGGCUUUGGCUUUGUGCUUCGUGGGGCCAAAGCUGAGACCCCCAUUGAGGAGUUCACGCCCACACCUGCCUUCCCAGCACUGCAGUACCUGGAGUCUGUGGAUGUGGAGGGCGUGGCCUGGAGGGCGGGGCUACGCACUGGCGACUUCCUCAUUGAGGUGAAUGGUGUGAAUGUGGUGAAGGUUGGACACAAGCAGGUGGUGGCCCUGAUCCGGCAGGGUGGUAACCGGCUGGUCAUGAAGGUCGUGUCAGUGACCCGCAAGCCUGAAGAAGAUGGAGCUCGCCGCCGAGCCCCACCUCCCCCCAAGAGGGCCCCCAGUACCACAUUGACCCUCCGCUCCAAGUCUAUGACAGCUGAACUGGAAGAGCUUGCCUCAAUUCGGAGAAGGAAAGGGGAGAAGCUGGAUGAGAUCCUGGCAGCGGCUACAGAGCCCACCCUGAGGCCGGACAUUGCGGACGCGGACUCGCGUGCGGCCACCGUCAAGCAGAGGCCCACGAGCCGAAGGAUCACACCAGCCGAGAUCAAUUCACUGUUUGAACGCCAGGGCCUCCCAGGCCCAGAGAAGCUGCCUGGCUCACUGCGUAAGGGGCUUCCGCGGACCAAAUCUGUAGGGGAGGAUGAGAAGCUGGCGUCCCUGCUGGAGGGGCGCUUCCCGCGCAGCUCCUCCAUGCAGGACACGGGUCGCGAGGGCCGCGGUAUCCCACCGCCACCGCAGACUGCGCCACCACCCCCACCUGGCCCCUACUACUAUGACUCGGGCCCACCUCCUGCCUUCUCGCCACCACCACCGCCACCAGGCCGCGCCUACGACACUGUGCGCUCCAGCUUCAAGCCAGGUCUGGAGGCGCGCCUGGGCUCGGGCGCUGCCGGCUUGUAUGAGCCAGGCGCACCUCUGAGCCCUCUGCCCUACCCAGAGCGGCAGAAGCGCGCACGCUCCAUGAUAAUCUUGCAGGACUCGGCACCCGAGGCCACCGACAGUGCCCGACCCCCUCCAGCUGCCACACCACCUGACCGCCUGAAGCGCCGCCCACGGGCACCAGGCCCCGACAGCCCCUAUGCCAACCUGGGAGCCUUCAGCGCCAGCCUCUUUGCACCAUCCAAGCCACAGCGCCGCAAAAGCCCGUUGGUGAAGCAGCUGCAAGUGGAGGACGCCCAGGAGCGUGCAGCGCUGGCGUUCAGCGGCACCGGCGGCCCCGGCUCGGGUAGCUUUGCGCGGGAUCCCUCCCCAACGCACCGUGGGCCUCGGCCGGGUGGUCUGGACUACAGUCCUGGCGAGGGCCCUGGCCUGGCGUUUAGCGGCCCAGGUCCAGCCAAGGACCGGAGGCUUGAGGAACGGCGCCGCUCUACUGUGUUCCUGUCGGUGGGUGCCAUCGAGGGCAGCUCCCCCAGCGCCGACAUGCCCUCCCUGCAGCCGUCUCGCUCCAUCGAUGAGCGCAUCCUGGGAGUCGGCCCUGUACCCAGCCGUGACCUGCUGCUACCCUCCCCUGUGUCUGCGCUGAAACCAUUGGGCAGCAGCCCCAGCCUCGGGCCUUCGGGGUCCACCUUCAUCCACCCGCUCACAGGCAAGCCGCUGGACCCUAGCUCACCCUUGGCUCUUGCCUUGGCUGCCCGCGAGCGGGCUCUGGCCUCCCAGGCACCAUCCCGGUCCCCUACUCCUGUGCACAGCCCCGAUGCCGACCGCCCUGGACCCCUGUUUGUGGACGUCCAGACUCGGGACUCAGACCGUGGGGUCUUGGCUUCACCAGUCUUCUCCCCGAGGAGCCCGGCCUGGGUUCCCGUUCCGGCACGCAGGGAGCCUGAGAAGGCACCGCGAGAGGAGCGGAAGUCCCCAGAUGAUAAGAAGUCCAUGAUUCUCAGUGUUCUGGACACAUCCCUGCAGCGUCCAGCUGGUCUCAUUGUUGUGCACGCCACCAGCAAUGGGCAGGAGCCUGGCGAGCUGGGGGCCGAAGAGGAGCGCCCGGGCACUCCCGAGCUGGCCCCGGCCCCCAUGCAGUCAGCAGCCGCGGUGGCAGAGCCCCUGCCCAGCCCGCGGGCCCCACCUCCCAGCAGCACCCCGGUGGACCCUGGGCCCGGCCAGGGCAGCUCAGAAGAGGAGCCUGAGCUGGCAUUCGCUGUGAACCUGCCCCCAGCCCAGCUGUCCUCCAGUGACGAGGAGACCCGGGAGGAGCUUGCGAGAAUUGGCCUGGUGCCACCUCCUGAAGAGUUUGCAAAUGGGAUCCUACUGGCCACUCCACUCCCUGGCCCAGGCCCUUCACCCACCUUGGGGCCAGGCCCGGCCUCAGGGAAGCCGGGUAGCGAGCCGCCCCCUGCCCCUGAGUCUGCAGCAGACUCUGGUGUGGAGGAGGCCGACACUCGCAGCUCCAGUGACCCCCACCUGGAGACCACUAGCACCAUCUCCACCGUGUCCAGUAUGUCCACCCUGAGCUCAGAGAGUGGGGAGCUCACCGACACCCACACUUCCUUCGCCGACGGACACACUUUUCUACUCGAGAAGCCACCAGUGCCUCCCAAGCCCAAGCUCAAGUCCCCGCUGGGGAAGGGGCCGGUGACCUUCAGGGACCCGCUGCUGAAGCAGUCCUCUGACAGUGAGCUCAUGGCCCAGCAGCACCAUGCCGCCUCCGCUGGGCUGGCCUCUGCCGCCGGGCCCGCCCGCCCUCGCUACCUCUUCCAGAGAAGGUCCAAGCUGUGGGGGGACCCCGUGGAGAGCCGGGGGCUCCCUGGGCCUGAAGACGGCAAGCCGACUGUGAUCAGCGAGCUCAGCUCCCGCCUGCAGCAGCUCAACAAAGACACACGCUCCCUGGGAGAGGAGCCGGUUGGUGGCCUGGGUGGCCUGCUGGACCCUGCCAAGAAGUCACCCAUUGCAGCAGCUCGGCUCUUCAGCAGCCUUGGUGAGCUGAGCACCAUCUCAGCGCAGCGCAGCCCCACAAGCCCGGGCAGCGGGGCCUCCUACACUGUGCGGCCCGGCAGCCGCUACCCGGUGGCGCGGCGCACCCCGAGCCCAGUGAAGCCCGCGUCUCUGGAGCGGGUUGAGGGGCUGGGGGCGGGCGCGGGGGGCGUUGGGCGGCCCUUCGGCCUCACGCCCCCCACCAUCCUCAAGUCGUCCAGCCUUUCCAUCCCGCACGAGCCCAAGGAGGUGCGCUUCGUGGUGCGCAGCGUGAGUGCGCGCAGCCGCUCACCCUCGCCUUCGCCGCUGCCUUCGCCUGCACCUGGCCCCAGUGCCCCGGGCCCACGCCGGCCCUUCCAGCAGAAACCAAUGCAACUCUGGAGCAAGUUUGACGUGGGCGACUGGCUGGAGAGCAUCCACCUGGGCGAGCACCGCGACCGCUUCGAGGACCAUGAAAUCGAGGGCGCGCACCUGCCGGCGCUCACCAAGGACGACUUUGUGGAGCUGGGCGUCACGCGCGUGGGCCACCGCAUGAACAUCGAGCGCGCGCUCAAACAGCUGGAGGGCAGCUGA
Elephantulus edwardii (Cape elephant shrew) is the source of this 5814-nucleotide messenger RNA. RefSeq names its product SH3 and multiple ankyrin repeat domains 3 (gene SHANK3). The record is from RefSeq and is a predicted model, not a curated record. Gene Ontology annotation, cellular component: postsynaptic density; postsynaptic membrane; dendritic spine. Bases 1 to 5814 code for a protein of 1937 amino acids. The transcript is spliced from 27 exons. Lineage: Eukaryota; Metazoa; Chordata; Mammalia; Macroscelidea; Macroscelididae. Gene Ontology annotation, molecular function: synaptic receptor adaptor activity; ionotropic glutamate receptor binding.